GGCCGCGGCGGGCGGGGCCGCCCGCAGUCGCGCGCAGGGCGGGGGAAGGCGAGCGGCGGCGCGUCGCCGUCCCGGCUCGGCAGCACCGGGCGAGGCGAGAGGCAGGCGGAGGCUGCAGCAUGGCGCUGUCCGUGCCCGUCAACGGCCUCAAGGAGGGCGACAAGGAGCCCGUCAUCGAGCUCUUCGUCAAGGCUGGUAGUGAUGGCGAAAGCAUAGGAAACUGUCCUUUUUCUCAGAGGCUGUUCAUGAUUCUUUGGCUGAAGGGCGUGGUAUUUAGUGUCACAACAGUUGACCUGAAGAGAAAACCAGCAGACCUUCAAAAUUUGGCUCCAGGCACUCAUCCACCCUUUAUAACUUACAAUGGUGAAGUGAAAACAGAUGUGAAUAAGAUUGAAGAGUUCCUGGAAGAAGUUUUGUGUCCUCCCAAGUACCUAAAGCUUUCACCAAAGCAUCCAGAAUCUAACACUGCUGGAAUGGAUAUAUUUGCCAAAUUUUCUGCAUUUAUCAAAAAUUCUAGACCAGAGGCUAAUGAAGCCUUAGAACGCAGCCUCUUGAAAACCCUCCAGAAACUGGAUGAGUAUCUGAACUCUCCUCUUCCUGAUGAGAUAGAUGAAAAUAGCAUGGAGGAUAUUGCAGUUUCCACCCGCAAGUUUUUGGAUGGCAAUGAGAUGACAUUAGCAGACUGCAACCUGCUACCAAAACUACAUAUUGUCAAGGUGGUGGCCAAAAAAUACCGCAACUUUGAGAUUCCCAAGAGUAUGAUAGGGAUUUGGAGAUACCUGACGAAUGCUUAUAGCAGGGAUGAAUUCACCAAUACCUGUCCUGGAGACAAGGAAAUUGAAAUAGCUUACAGUGAUGUAGCCAAGAGACUCACUAAGUAAACAGCACUUGCAAAAGAGAUGACUUCUUGCAUAUUCCGUAACAAUGCUUCUAACAGACUGCUCUUUUCAUAUAAGAUAGCAAUUUUUUUUGCAUGAACUUGCAGUUAUUCAAAGUUAUGGUGGAUAGACCAGGUACAGUAAUUACCUAAAGUUUGCAGAUUUUAAUUAUAGGCUUGUUUUUCCUUACCUCCUUUCAUAGCAAGUCUGAAUAUCAUUAAUGCAGUUAUGUUAAUAUUGCACUGGGGUAACUCUAGAUUCUUCAGUAUGAAGGGUUAUCUUGCCCCCGCUACUUUUCUUUGCAAACAUUUGGUCCCUGUCUACGAAUUGGUCUAGGAUACUCUCUUUCUAUAUGGUACAAGGAAUAUUUAUGUAUUUUGGAAUUUAUUGCUUUUCCAGAUGACUUACACACAACUGUCAUAUGUGACACAUUGAACUGUACCUGCUCGUCUAUGCCAUUUACAUGUAGAAGGGAGCUUAUUGUCCAAAAGAGCCAUUUGUAGAAUAUUUGGCAACAGUUUUUAAAAAGUUUUUUUUCUUGGAUUUGAAAUUACAGGGAUGAUUGAGAAUGGACACAAAUGUGAAACUUGGAUUUGAACGACCUCAAACAUCAGGGAAGUUUGAAUCUAGGCCUGAAUGCUAUAGUGGGAAGCUUGCAGUUCAGAGUUAGUAUUUAGCUGUGUGUCUUCAAGAGCUUGAUGAGCUCAAAAAAAAAAAUCAACAACCUACAUUUGUCCUGAAUUCUGAGUUGCGCAGAUGAAUAAUUAUCAGGAUGCCCUUUUACAUCAUGAAACCAAAAGAACCGGAUGCUUGCCAUCUGUUCACCUUAAAAAUUACAAGUGGCUUUCUUUUUGGUAGUUAAGAACCUUUAUUUUGUGUAGGUCUUUCUGGCAAUAUUUACUUAGAAAACCUGUACUGUCAUAAACAAAGUACAUGUAAACAUUAGUGUUCUAGUUGACAGAUAGCUACUGUAUAUGGUGAAUAGUAGUGCAAUGAUUAGUGAUGCAAGACCAAACACUUAUUGCAGUUAAAGGUGGAAUCUUUCUGGGAACUUUUUUAAGCUAUUUUUUUCCUGAAGAAAGCUAAAGUGACCUUUAAAGAUAGCAUUUGCCUUAAAUUAUAUUAUACAAUUUUCCUGAAAGGAAACUCUUUUAGUUACUCUUGUAAAGCAACGGUGCAUGAGAACCUAGUCCUUUACAUUGGGUUUAUCUUAAUUGCUUGUCUGUGUACCUGGACUGCAAUUUUGCAUUAUAAUAAUCAUUGCACUACUAUACAUAAUCUUUUUACAGCAACACUGAGGAAUAGCACUACAAUUUUUUUAAAAGCAAUUUUCAAAUAUUUCUGAACCAGGGAAUAGUUUUCUUGUUUAAAAUUAAUGAUUUUGAUGCAUGAAAUAAACUACUAGGUUAUUUUUAGAAGACCAUCAUAAGCAACUCCAAAGAAUGCUAGACUUAUAUGCCUAUUUUUUUGUAAAGAUACUUUUAUAUUUAACUGAUUUUAGAAGCUGGAAAGUGCUAUUCCUUGUAGGUUGUUCUUGGAAUAUUUAACAUCCUGCAAUAACAUGAAAAUGCUCACGUAAACACUUUUAUACACUAAUUUUUUUGGUAAGCACUGGCUUUAUGAAAAACAGCCUGACUUUUCUAAGCAUCCUGCUUUUGCUACUUUAUAUACCCAUGAGGUUAGCUUGACAUAUACGAGGUAGAGUAAAAGAUCCAUAUUUGUAUACAUGGCUUGUGGUGCCUUGUCUUGUCUUCCUAGAACUAGAAUUCCAAUAUAAAGGCAAUUAGCAAUCCUGUUACGUGGCUUUCGAGGACAACCAUAGAUACAUUUAGACCCUAUUAUGAUUUAUUACAGAGGUAUAUAGGCACAGGAAAAAGAAAAUUCUGCAGAGCAGCCUGUUUAGGAGGAACUUAAUUGUAGCCCUUUUAUAAUUCCUGUAUUCUAAUGUCACGUUCUCAUCCUGAAUAAAGUUUCUCAGCAGUAAUAAUCCUCUGCAGGGGUUCAGUCUUUGCUAUAACGUGACAUCUAGAAAGAGGAAUGAUUUCCUCUCUUGUUGGAUAAAAGCAUUUUUAAUGAACCAUAGGGUAAAGAAAAAACCUCAUUGGUCUGGUGCUCUUUGCCAUUGUAUAGUUAACCUUUAAAAACAGAAAAUAGGAAGCAAUGUAACUGUGGGCAUAGUUUUGUUGAUUUUUUUUAACUCUACAUUGAAACCUAGAUCAGGAUGGCUCUUGGAAGUUGUUUGAGGUUGUAGUAAUCAGGCCUUACUCUUUUUAAAAACAAAUUAACCAUUGUUUACGCACGUUUCAGUACACCAGGCAACUAUGUGCAUAUGGUCAUGAAAACGCUUUCAUGCAGUUUUCUAGUGUGCACUGCCUACAUAUCAAUGCACACAAAUGCUUAACUUGUAAAAUGCCAGGCUUGUUCUCUUUUAUAGAUAAUAUAUUCUCUCUACUUCUUCGGCAAUCUUCAAACAGUUGUAAUAUGUUAUACUCAGCAUUAAGUAUUUUAAUGAUUGUGUCUGAAAGCUUGUAAACAAAGUUGAAGCUCUUGCUGUAGCUAAUGUAUUUCUUAUCUCAAUACAGUGAAGUAUUGAGUGUCAGAGCCUUUCCCUUAUAGGUGUAAUUCAAAUGAGGACCAGGUUAGUAAAUUAUAAGGCGGUUACCAUAUGAUAACUGUUAACUGUCCUAUGUGAAAGAAUUUGGUAUCUUUCUGGCUUCCUAUUGCACAGCUUAGCUGUGUUGUAACAGAAGCUGGCCAGCCUCUUGCUGGCUUCAGCAGAGCCAGGAAUCUAAUGGAGAGUGAAUAGCUUUCACCUCUGUAGGUGAUCCCUUCAGAUCAGAACAGCUAGGGUGGUGUGUAAAAGGCUUAGCGUCUGGUGUGGGUAGAGCACUUUCAUCUGGCCCCAAUCACCAGCACUACAUUAAUUAAAAAACCCUUUCAUAAGUAUGUAAAUUGUUGAGUUCUGUCAACUUGUUUACAAUCUGAUCUUUAAAUGCAUUUUUAAUUUCAUCAAACAGCAAUUAAUCUACCCCCUGUUUAAAUUUAAAAUGAUGCUUCUAGCCCCUUCUACGAUUUAAAAACAGCAGUUAUCCUUUCAAGUAGGCAUUCCAGUUUGCAAGUUGGGUGCAUGUAUUAGCAUGCCGAAUAACUUACUUUAUUCUCAAGCUGAAAUAUUCUUCAAUUCCCAUUAAAACAGGUGACUCGUGUGUUUCCUGAACACAAAGAGAGAAUCCAUCAUCCUCACCCUGGUUUUGUGUGGGAGCAGAUUAUAGUAUAUGCAUGAUUUUUUCUUAACAAAGCUUUCCUUCUUGAAGAGACUCCUUAUGUGUACAGAGCUGCCUGUUGAACAAGAGGCAUGUGAACUUCUGAAACAAUUUCAUGCACUCCACAACUUUCCUGUGCAUCUACUGCUCACUGCUGGUCUGUAUAAAUGUCCCAUACGGACAGUUGCAGCCGUGUAGCUUGUACGUUUGUAUUUUCCCAUAAAAUUGGUGUUUUUCCCGCAAUGGGCAUGUCUAAACUGAUUGAGUGAGAGUUGCGUGCAAUUCCAUGAUAAGAAGGGAGAUAUAAUCAAGUUUUUAUGCUAAAGUAGCAAAUUAGCAUUUCAUAUCAAAGGAGCACAGACAUGAAUAAAUUGAAGAUGCUUGAGCCAAACCCACUGAUGCCUAUCUCAAUGCAGAACAAAAAGUGGCUAAGUUCAGUCAACUUUUUUUUUUUUUUUUUUUUUACUCUUUGCUACUCAGAGUACUAUCUGAACACAUCCAAUUAAUAUUUUCAGAAGAAAGCUUUAUCCCAAGUGAAAAAUAUUUCAUCUGCUUCAGAACCUGUGCCACCAACUAUUACAUUUUGUUUCUGGAGGGUGUAGGGGGAGGAUGGGAGAACAGUGGAACAGAAAAGCGUAUAGAGACUCUCAAGACAGGACAUCUAGAAUUGGAGCAUUGUAUACAGAAAUACUUGAAGAGUUGAUGCAACUUAUUGUAGUUUGCUUAUGUCUUUCACUCUCUGGAACAUCUUUUACAGAUAUACCAGUAUACUGCUGGCAGCUAUUGUUAAAAAUAAAAUUAUAUUUUCACUACCAA
Messenger RNA from Dromaius novaehollandiae (emu), 4957 nucleotides. It is a transcript of the gene CLIC4, whose product is annotated as chloride intracellular channel 4. NCBI's taxonomy places the organism in Eukaryota, Metazoa, Chordata, Aves, Casuariiformes, Dromaiidae. The record is from RefSeq and is a predicted model, not a curated record. The transcript has 6 exons. The coding region runs from base 120 to 881 and encodes 253 amino acids.